UAAGGCAUUAUCGUAUGAUUCUAAUUCAAUCACGAGCCAUUACACCAGAUUUUUCUACGUAGGACAUUUAAAGACACCUACUAGCUAGCUGUCUUUCCUCAUUCACUCUCUAACAUUGCCUCUUUCUCGAGACUGCUCGCCCAAAUAUACUUGGAGUAUAUGCCUUCAGAUAAUUAAUUACAUCUGAAAUCCUAUUUCCCUCGCCAAUCGUCACAGACCUCCAACAUCGCAACCAAGACGUCUAAGACCAGUACAGAACAGGACGCACCAUGGUAAAUCUACCUCAAUCAGGGAGCACAUAUGGGGCUUAUCCUGUCUACACUGGCUUCUGGACAGACUGGUCUCGGGGAAAAGUGUUAGGUUCAACGCUGACACUGACUCGAGAAGACGCUAACUUGCUCAUUGCCUUUGUCGCUUUUUUCCUAACAGUUGUAACCGCACAACUAUGGUCGAUAGCAUGUUUCGCUUCUCAUUCUUUUCUCUCGACGCAAGAUCCUCGAGACAUGUUGCACCACCAACGACAAGCUAUUCUUCGCAACAACGGAGCACCAGCCGGUACAGCCCUCACUUUGAUACGGCUAGCCUGGGCCUGGCGGCGAGGCUCGGGGGUUGUCCGCCGAGUCGUUCCUCUCUUCGCAUGUACUAUUGUACUGGCUAUCGGAUUUGCUGCCGCUGCUGGUUUCUCUUCGAGAAUUGCCCUGGGCAACACCGUACUCCUCAGCCCUCGCAAUUGUGGGUUUUUUAACACCAAUGUAGGCGUAUCUCCGGAUACGGAAUCAAACAUUAUAUUGCCCUGGCAAGCGAGGCAAUUUACCAAAGCUUCAAACUAUGCCGAGCAAUGUUAUUCCACAAGCGGAACAGCAGCUGACUGUUUGAACGGGGCAUACGUGAAACGGGAACUCGCUGUCUCUGUCGACAAAAAUGCUGUUUGUCCAUUUGGCGGGAAUAUAUGUCCGAGUAAUUCAUCCAACAUCCGAUUGGAUUCAGGCUUCAUUGACUCUCAUUUCGAUCUCGGUGUAAAUGCACCUCCGAAUCAGCGGUUCCAGUUCAAAAUGGUCCUACACUGCGCCCCGCUGAAAACGAAGGGCUAUCGUUCAUUCCACACCAGGGACAACCAAACAGUUGCUCGUUAUUACUACGGGAGUACUACGUAUAGCAACUAUACUUACGAGUAUCGCACACCUGACCAGUUUAUAACCGCCUCGAUCGUAGAUGAAAAUCAGACUCAAUUAGUCCCCUUGCAUGAGUUUCUUACAAAUCAAUACUCUCUCGCCUCAUCGCUCGCGGCGUUUUACAAUGGAUCAUACUCAAUAUUAGAUUCGAGUUCCAGUUUUCUUCCCAUCCCUGAAUUAUCUAGCUACGGAUCAGACAUCUAUAUCAUUUUUCUAUCGCCUAACCAAGUUUUAUUCCCACAGCCUACAGCUGACCCGUGGUAUAACAGCUCGAAAUCGGGAUCUCUCUGGGCGGAGGUCGUAUACUCGGACCAACUUAAUGAGAGCUAUCGUGGGUAUAUAUCCACGGAAGCUGCUUCUCCCCUUGGAUGCACGCAUCAGGAGCAAUACUGUUUUCCGAAGCUUCCAGGAGGACAAAAUUGUACACCACUUACAGGUGCUCGAGAUUCUGGUCUUGCCGUUCAACGGCUUGGCCUAAAUAAUGAAACAUUGAACAGGUUGUUCUGGGUCCAUAACUCUUUCAUCGCUGCGACACCUACAGUCUUCCAGACGGUAGGGAUUUUAGGGGGAGGUUCUUUAAACUCUCGUUUUAAAUUAUCAGGGGAGUUACAAGGCUUUCUACCUCCAGACCAGUGGCAGCUGGAUGUUCAGAAUUGGAAUUCCAUCGUUCAAGCUUUGUUCCAGCAAUCGAUGAUUUCGACUACUCUUGGAGAUUUACCAGAGUUCUCUGAUGCUGACGCUGAAAUAUACGUCGUACAUCCGGAGUCAGAUGAAGAGAAGACUAUCUGUUCAAGCCAGAAAAUCAACAGCGCCUACCAUGUCUCCUUUAGCGUCGUUGGUAUCGCGGUCAUAGCUAUAAUUGGGCUCUUCGUCAUUGUCACAUCUCUCACCGUUGAGUCCAUCACACACUUCAUACAAAGACGCCUGAAGCGGAGCGCAUAUCGGCGUCUAGAAUGGAUAUCUACGGGAACACUACAGCUUCAACGACAGCUUUACGAAGCCCAUGGGAUUGACGAAUGGAGAAACUGCGAUGAGGCAAUACCUAUUCUAGAAGAGGAGGGUGCGCUACUGCCGGUACUAGACAUAUCAGAUGAAACGCACCCUUUAACGAAACGGAGAUCGCAGUUCAUCAGAGAUCGCAAACAACCCAGUACAGAGGGACCGAGUGGGACAGAAUUGCCAGACGUUCCUGAGACGCCGGACUGCCAAGGCAAUCGUUCUCAAGAGAUGACUGCCAUCGAGCAACAUCAGUGCGAGGCGAUACAACAUGAUACACUGAUACGCACUGAGAUGGUCCCGGUGAACGAGCGCACAAGCAGCCCUGACCUACCCAUAGUCGUCAGCGAGCCACGAGACUACAGGGUGCCAGUAUCGGUCCAGGAGGCUCUGGAGCGUCGAACGAGCACCUACCCUUAGCAUGUCGAACCGUCAUUCUCCAUAUCUCUCACAGAUGAGGGAUCAUGGCGUGCCCUGGAGCUCUUGAGAACUGCCCAAUACAACAACCAUUCAGUUCUAUUACACAUGUCUGUUAUUUUCUAUCUCAUGUAUUAGUAUGUGCGGUUUGGUUUAAGAAGAUAGUCGGCGCCGAGAUCAUGGUGUUGACCUCUUAACUUCUAGCUGACUGGUUGUCGUUACUUGGGUGAAUUAGGGGUGGUUGCAAAUUAACUUAGUGAGAACAAUUGUAUAAUGAAAAGCGUCUAGAUAAAUAUUCUAUCAUACCGUAACUAUAUACUGUUGUUGAUCGGC
This is a messenger RNA of Xylaria bambusicola, 2918 nucleotides long. RefSeq lists its product as uncharacterized. Lineage: Eukaryota; Fungi; Ascomycota; Sordariomycetes; Xylariales; Xylariaceae. The coding region runs from base 270 to 2588 and encodes 772 amino acids. The transcript has 3 exons. The record is from RefSeq and is a predicted model, not a curated record.